AUGCAUUCGGAUACAUUUUCACGAGUAAGGGGUGUUUCAUUACCUCCAACUCGAGUAAAAGAAUCUACUGUUAUAUUUAAUAAUUCUAUUGAUGGAGACUUGCCACCCACAUAUGUUGAAAAUUUUCAUGCAUUAGAAAGUGUUAGAAGAAUGAAAUACAAACAAAUAGAAAAUACAAAUCUUGUUAUUAGUAAACUUUCUCUUGGAUCUAGUUCUUUUGGUGGAUUAUAUGGAUCAAUGCAAUUAAAAGUUAUUGAAGAGAUUCUUGAAACUGCAUUAAAAAGUGGAAUAAAUUUUAUAGAUACUUCAUAUUGGUAUUGUCAGAGAAGAAGUGAGGAAAUCUUGGGAAAACUACUUCCUAAAUUUCCUAGACGUAGUUAUUAUAUAGCUACAAAAGUAGGAAGAUAUGAAUUAGAUUAUGCUAGAAAUAUGGAUUAUCGAGCAGAUAAGGUAUUACAAAGUUUAACAAAUUCUAUUAAAAAAAUGAAAGUACAAUAUAUUGAUGUUUGUUUUUUACAAAUCCAUGAUGCUGACUUUAACCCUUCUGAAUCCAUUAUCAUUCAUGAAACAUUACCUGCUCUUGAAAUAGCAAAACAAAUGGGUAAAAUAAAAUAUAUUGGAAUUACUGGAUAUCCUUUAGAAAAACUAAAACGUAUAGUUGAAACAUCAAGUACAAGAAUUGAUAUUGUUCAAUCAUAUUGUCAUGGUAAUCUACAUGAUAACUCUCUUGGAAAAUAUAUGCCAUUUUUUGAGCAACGAAAUAUUUCAGUGAUCAAUGCAGGUGUAUUUGGUAAUGGAUUAUUAACAAAAAAAGGACCAAAGCCAUGGCAUCCGGCUUCAGAUUACAUCAAAAAUGUUUCAAAAGAAGCAGUUCAAUAUUGUUUGAGUAAAAAUAUAUCGAUUGAACGAUUGGCUCUUGAUUAUUCCACAACAUUCAAGGGUGUUACCAGUUGUCUUAUUGGUUGCGAAAGUGUAGAAGAGUUGCAAGAGAACCUUGCAUUAAUAUGGAGCCCAAUUGGAUUGUCUGAGAAAGAACGAAGAGUUAAAGAUAGAAUAAUGCGAAGGUAUUUUGAUAAACUUGAAAAUGCUAAUUGGGAAGGCACAAAUGUAAGACGUUAUUGGAAGAUGUUAAAACAAUUGGGUUUACCUAAUCUAGCAACUCAUAGAUUUAGUUCUAUGGAAAGCAUAUCAUCAACAUUAACAUCAUUUUCCGCAGCUUCUUCAAUGAGAUCUAGAUCUUUAAUAUUUCGACCAUAA
Strongyloides ratti is the source of this 1257-nucleotide messenger RNA. RefSeq names its product NADP-dependent oxidoreductase domain-containing protein. Gene Ontology annotation, cellular component: cytosol. Lineage: Eukaryota; Metazoa; Nematoda; Chromadorea; Rhabditida; Strongyloididae. Bases 1 to 1257 code for a protein of 418 amino acids. The record is from RefSeq and is a predicted model, not a curated record. Gene Ontology annotation, molecular function: L-galactose dehydrogenase activity. The transcript has 4 exons.